GGCCGCAGCUCAGCUGGGGUCACAGACAAGCUGGGGACAGCAGCCCACCAGGUGGCCAGAGCAGGGAGAGUCCAGGCUGGGGCAGACCGGUGUUUACAACGCCUGGCUGAUGUAAUAGCCGUCUGCAUCAGCCUUCGUUGGGGAGAAUGACGACUGUACUUGUUUUACCCGCUUGUUAAAACGGCUGUUAUUUAUUUAUUCUUGAGCUUCUUUUUCUUUUCUUGUGUGUCUCACAGAAAAAGCUGGCGCCCCUGAAGCUACGCGGGUGUCUCGCCUCUGGGGGAGCCACUUCUGUCACCCCUGCUUGCUCUCUUUUCUGUUUGCUUCUUUGUUUUUAGUAAUUUUAGUAUGUUUUAGCAACAUUUCAUUUUUUUCUUUUUAUCAGUUUUUUAAUUAACAUCUAAUGUAUUAAGCAACAUUUAUUUUCAAUGAAAUGUUAGAAACGCAGCUCCCUACUCCCUGCGGGCGCCUCCCACUCCCAGACCUCGCGACCCGUGGGUGCCACCUCCAGCCACGGGAGCGCGUGGGUGUCACCCGGGGGCGCUCGGUUUUUCCCACCUCCGGCCUGUCCUGGGCCGCGAGCACCUCCAGUCGGUGUACGUCUGUGGAACGAGAGAGGAACCGCCCGAACGGUCGCGAAACUCUACCGCCGCCGUUUCCCCGGGGACCGCGGGGUCCCCCGGAUCCCUCCGAGCGGGCGCGGGCUGCAGGGUCGGAGUUGAUCGGAGGGUCCACUUCCCGUCCUGAGGGGCGGUCAGCCUCCAGUCCGGAGUCCCGGGGAGCGGGCAGCGGGCAGCCGGGUAGGCGUCCCCCGGACGCGAGGACACCUGCGGCCUGUGGCCGGGCGGGCGGCUCCUCCAGCCGCCGCGCCUCCUUAAAGCCGCGGCCCCGCCCCGCCCGCGGUUCCACCCAACCGCCGGAUUCCGGCCGCCGGGGCAGAGCGUCGCAGAGCCGCGAGCCCGCGAGGAGCGCGCCGUCCGCCAGUCCCCGCGUCGGGUUUCGCGUCCCCGGGUCCCCAGAUCCGUCGCCAUGGCCAGCCAGGAGCUGGCGCUCAAGCUGCAGCGGCGACUGCAGUGGGAGGAGGCGGAGGAGGGCCGCCCCCAGCCCGCGCCCCGCGCCUUCGCCGCGCUGGAGCUGGAGUCCGAGUCCCCCGCCUGGGCGCCCACCGCCUGCGCGGACGCCGAGCUGAGUGCGCAGCUGACCCGACGGCUGGACAUCAACCAGGGCACCGCGCGGCCUCGCCGCUGCAAGGUCUUCAACCCCUACACCGAGUUCCCGGAGUUCAGCCGCCGCCUCAUCAAGGACCUGGAGAGCAAGUUCAAGCUGUACGACGCUGGACGGGACGGCUUCAUUGACCUGAUGGAGCUGAAGCUGAUGAUGGAGAAGCUGGGGGCCCCACAGACCCACCUGGGCCUGAAAAACAUGAUCAAGGAAGUGGAUGAGGACUUCGACGGCCAGCUCAGCUUCCGCGAGUUCCUGCUCAUAUUCCACAAGGCCGCCGCGGGGGAGCUGGGGGAGGACAGCGGGCUGAUGGCGCUGGCCAAGCUCUCCGAGAUCGAUGUGGCCCAGGAGGGCGUCAAAGGUGCCAAGGACUUCUUUGAAGCCAAGGUCCAAGCUUUGUCCUGUGCCAGCAAGUUUGAAGCUGAGCUAAAAGCGGAGCAAGAUGAGCGGAAGCAGGAGGAAGAGAAGAGGAGGCUCCGCCAAGCGGCCUUCCGGGAGCUCAAGGCUGCUUUCAGCACAUAGUCGGGCGACCUUGACCUCCAUCCACACGGUGCCUCACAAAUGCCCCCGAGAGAGCUGGCUGGGCAUCCUCACCCCGCCACUCCCGCCCCCCAACCAGCCUCCACACCCACCACCCGAUGCAAACUCCUCAGCCUCAUGGGGUGGCAGGGGAGGCCCUCGUCCCUGUGUGGGAGCCCCUCCCCAGGGUCCUGGGAUGAGCCAGCUGCCCCCCUUGCUUCUCUUUCCCGGCCUCCCCCUGCUGUAGCCAGAUCGUGCCUCUACUUGGCAUUUUGUACUUUUUCCUUGUCCCUUUGCGGUUCUGCAUCAAAGAAUGUUAAUUUGUGCAGAUAUUUCUUUCUUUGAUGGUCCUCAGAGGAGAUAGCCGCUGGAGGGCUGUGAUGUUAAUGUCACCCCAUUUUCUUGGGUAAUUCUCUGCCCCUCUCCCCUCUGGGUCCCCUUCCCCUUUGUUUCUUAUCCACCUUCCCUGUUUUCAUUCUGAGCCUGGUUCUGCCAGUUGCUUUUGCUUCUUCGGUCUUUUGAUGAUGGUGAGGUUGAAGGCAAACCAGGCUGGACCAUUGCCUGUCCCCUCUUCAACAGGGGGAGUGGCAUGCUGCUGAGAUGACAAAAUAGUAGAAAAAUAGAACAUUCUGUUCCUUCCUAUCACCUUUCUCUAGUCCUUGUAGCAUUCCCCGUGGACCCACCCUCUUCAUUACCCCCUCCAUUCAUGUCUUCUCAUUUCAGCCUUUCCUCCUGCUCUUAAAUACUGUGCUACUCACCUGUAAGAGCAAAAGAAAAAUCAGAAGUGAUACUAAUGUGUAGAAGAAUCCCUGUUAAUUCUGACUAUGCAAAUUAUAUUGUAGCAGACCCCUACAUUCCCAAGUGACAAAUCCAGAGCUUUUCAAAACCCCCAAAGUCAUGACCAUCCUCAUCUGGCCAGUUUCCAACUUUUGCUCCCAAGAUGUUGAGCUGAUGCUGUUCUACACCCAGUGCAAAUUUUUAUAUGUUGUGCGUUCUUGGGAUAGCUCGCAGAUACCAGGGGUUUGCUGUAUUUUUAAAAAUACUUCCCAGCGUCAUAUUUAUUACUUCUCUUUUGUAACUGCUGUCUUUACAACAGGAAAACAUCUGCAUUUCUACUUUACAGCUGUCUCUUUUUAAAUAAACUGUGCAAAUGAACUUUGCCAUCACAUC
Messenger RNA from Zalophus californianus (California sea lion), 2910 nucleotides. RefSeq names its product EF-hand domain family member D1 (gene EFHD1). The record is from RefSeq and is a predicted model, not a curated record. Gene Ontology annotation, molecular function: calcium ion sensor activity. The transcript is spliced from 4 exons. Gene Ontology annotation, cellular component: mitochondrial inner membrane. NCBI's taxonomy places the organism in Eukaryota, Metazoa, Chordata, Mammalia, Carnivora, Otariidae. Bases 1030 to 1743 code for a protein of 237 amino acids.